CUUUAAUAGCAAUUAUUUUUGACUCUAUAAAUAUUUUGUGAGAUAAAAUGCCGAAAGAUAUAAUCUUAAAUUGGCGCAACAGUUAAAAGUUUUAUUAGACUAACCUCAAUUCUAAAUAAAAAUGGAGCUUCCGCAGCCGCCACAAGAUCAAGAUCUUCGGAAUAUUAUUGAUAAACUAGCACAGUUUGUCGCAAGAAAUGGCCCCGAGUUCGAGAAAAUGACGAAGAACAAGCAAAAGAACAACCCGAAGUUUAGCUUUUUAUAUGGCGGGGAAUACUUCAACUACUAUCAGUACAAAGUGACGACAGAGCAAGCAAUUCUAAAGCAAUCGUCCGGUGGCCAGCCGGCACCUGCUCCUGCCGGGGCUUAUAUGGCACAGAACAGGCAAUAUGUAAUGCCCCAACAGGCCGCUGUGACGCCCGCUCAGCUGGGCCUCGCGGCUACGAUGGCUGCGGCGCCUGCAUUGCAGCAAUGGCUCGCCAACAACUCUGCUCCCUCUGCACCGCCGCAGCACACCCAACAUGAUAUCGACAACGUCAAUGCACAGAUCAACAUACUUAAAGAGCAAAUCACACAGUCUGAGAGUAAUCUCAAUGCCCAGCAUACGGUGUUGAUCCAGCAACAACAAGCUAAGAUCAAUGAACUAGUAAACAAAGCUCAAGUAGAAAAAAUCCAGAUGAUGGCAGAAGAAAACAAUAUCAGUCUCAGCGAACUGGAUAGUAUUCUACAGCCUAUCAUUGAUACAUGCACAAAGGACAGUAUCUCCACAGGGAAGGGGUGGAUUCUACAGCAUGCUACAUCACAUGAUGCUGGGAAAGUGAUAUCGCAGCAUCUCCUAAGAAAAGUGACACAGUCUGGGGCAGCUUUCACGCAAAAGCUACACAUCAUCUACCUUGUUAAUGAUGUCUUACAUCACUGUGCACGCAAAAACGCAGAAGAUCUCAAGAAAAAUUUGGAAAAUGUGGUGGUCCCAAUGUUUUGCAAUGCCAGUAUAGCUGUUACCGAAGAGCAGGAAGCUAAGCUUAACAAGCUGCUGCGCCUAUGGGAGUCCAAGUCCAAUUAUUUCGAGACAUCUGUUAUAGAAAAAAUGAAGAGCCCCACCAGUUCCUAUCAAGAAUAUCAGAACAACUUGAUCGCUCAACACUCAAAUGCAAUCUCACAUUUAGCACAGCAGACUAAAUCAACAUUUGAAAACUAUCAAACACAGCAUCAAGCAUUCGUCGCUCAUACCAUGCAACAAAUUCAGCAACUUGAAAUGCAGAAACGAGCUAUAGAACUACAAAAUCAAGACAAUGAAAAUAUGCAGCAGCAACAGAACAACAUGCAAAAUUCAUUUCAAAAUAACAAUAAUUUCAAUGACCAAAGCUUCUCACAAAUGAUGGGUUUUGAUCAAGGCUUUAACUCAAACAACCAGCAGUAUGGGAGUGAAAGCGGUGACAAUUACGCAUCUAACAAUAGCAUAAGUGGCAAUGAAAAUAGUUAUGACAGUCAAACAUUUGAUCAGAUCACAAAUCAGAAAAAUAAUGACAAUGUCGAAGAACCUGAUUUGUCAAAUCUGCCCAACGUCAAUUUCUCCCAGCCACCGCCGGGAUUCAAGCCUAAUAAUUCGGCAUUGCUAGCAUUCCAGAAUGGUCUUCCAGAUCUUACGAAACCCCCACCAGGCUUCCCUCCAUUCCCUGAAGUGAAUAAUGAAGAUCUGAUGCCUUCCAUUCCAUACUUUGAGUUGCCCGCUGGUUUAAUGGUACCACUGAUAAUGUUGGAGGAUGACAGAUAUAAACCGUUGGACCCCGCCAAAAUCCGUUUACCACCUCCUGCCCCACCGAAUGAAAGAUUACUUGCUGCAGUUGAAGCUUUCUAUGCAUCACCAAACCAUGAACGACCCAGAGACAAUGAAGGCUGGGAGAAACUAGGUCUCUAUGAAUACUACAAAGCCAAAAAUGCUGCUCGAAAAACUAAGGAAGAAGCAAUAGCACAGGGUCUUAGAGAAAAAUCAAGAACUCCAAGCCCCAUCCCUAAAGACUUACAGAAACAACCUUCCCCUCCAGGAAGAAGAUACAGGUCGAAAAGUCCUACUCCAGAAAAACGAUCAUCACCAGUGCGAUCAAAGUCACGGUCACCUUCACCCAGGCGGAAAACAUCCUGGCGGAGGGAGCGAGAGAGGGAGAGUCGACGACGGUCGCGAUCACGAUCUAGGUCGCGGUCGCGGUCACGCAGCAGGUCGCGCGAGCGGGAGCGAGAGAGAGAUAGGGAGCGGGAACGGGAGCGAGAGAGAGAGAGACACGUGGAGUCGCCGCGGACGAGGCGCGUCGAGCGAUCCCGGUCACCGACCCCACCGAGCUUCCUUGGAGGCGCAUACCCUAGUACAUCGAGCGGUUUGGAUGCGAGUAACAAAGGACACCAAUUGCUACAGAAGAUGGGUUGGAGCGCUGGAGGACUAGGCGCUUCGGGCCAAGGCAUAGCGGAGCCCAUCAGUGGUGGCACAGUCAGGGACAAACAGGACCAGUAUAAAGGUGUUGGAGUAAACUUAAAUGAUCCUUACGAAAACUUCAGAAAGAACAAAGGUGCGGCAUUUAUUACUAGGAUGAAAGAGAGAGCCUUGGAGCGUUCAUCGUGAUCGCAGUUGACUUA
Messenger RNA from Chilo suppressalis (striped riceborer), 2628 nucleotides. The record is from the annotation of a GenBank genome assembly. NCBI's taxonomy places the organism in Eukaryota, Metazoa, Arthropoda, Insecta, Lepidoptera, Crambidae.